GAACGUACAGCGCGGAAACGGGCGGCCUCAUUGUGUUAUUGAUUGCCAAAAUCAGUUCUGCUCUUUUGAUAUAACGUUCCUUCAGCUCGACUGAAACGUCUUAUUCCUCACAACAGUAGGGAUGCGUGAUUCCAUUACGAAAGACUGCGCCUUCCUUUUUUGGUGAUCCGCGUGACAACAAGAUGCCCAUCCGAGCUUAUUGCACAAUUUGCUCCGAUUUCUUCGAUCACUCCCGAGAUGUUGCUGCCAUCCACUGCGGACACACGUUCCACUACGACUGUCUUCUUCAGUGGUUUCAGACGGCUCCUACAAAAACCUGUCCACAAUGUAGAAAGCAGGUCAGUACCAGGCACAUUAUCAACAAGCUGUACUUUGACAUCGGUGAAGAGCAGGAGGGCACAACGGACCCGGAAAGCUUGCAGAAUGAGCUUGAUCGAAUGAAGGUGCUUUUAAGCUCCAAAGAACGAGACUGGCGGGACAAGCAGAAGGCGGUGGACAGUUUAAAGGACAUCCUGGACAAGCAGAGGAGAGACCUGGACAGUGUACGGAAGGAUGUUAUGGAAAAGGAGAUGCUUUGUUCUAGCCUCAGAAAACAGAUGACAUACCUUGAGACGCAACAGAAUGAAACUCAAGCUGCUAAGGAAGAAGCCCGGAAACUCAGGACCAGAAUGAAAGCCUUUGAGAGCCUGGAUGUGUUGUUGCAGGGCCAAAGAGCAGAGGUGGAGUCCAUGAUCUCCGAUAUGGGUGUGAGCCAUGCAGCAGUGGAGCAGCUUUCCAUCUACUGCAUCUCGCUCAAAAAAGAAUAUGAUAAUCUAAAAGGAAGUUUGAAGUCCACCAAUGACAUGUGUGAGAAGCUGAAGAAAGAAGUGCUCUCCUCAAACAACAAGUUGCACAAAGCCACGGUGGAGGGGAAUCGCACCAAAGACGACAUGAAAUCUCUGCAGAACGAUUUGGCCAACGCGGACAAGGAGAUCUCUAGCCUUAAGAAGAAAGUGGAGUUUCUUCAGAAGACUCUGAGCACGCCGACUCGGACUAACGAAGCCCUCAGCCGGCUGGUCUUUGAAAGCCCUGCCCCAUUGGAGCUGAAGCAGCCUCGCCUCCACCCGCCCUCAGACAGCCAUGAUAUUGACCUCAACACGACGUACGACGUCACCACGCCGGACGGAUUGGCCAAGAGACAAACGCAGUUCCAACCCAAGAAGAUGCGGCUGGAUCCUCCGGCGUCGUCUGUGUCCAAACACUUUGAGAAAAGUUCCUCCGUAAGCAAGACUCGAGACGAGGAUGGUUCCCUGGAUCCUUUUUUGCGGAACUCCCUCCUCUUCAGAAAGAAGACUUUCGGCAGCAUGCUGGACCCUCAGAGGAAGCUCGGAGUUGUGAGCAGUGGUUAUGACGGUUUAGGAGGACGUACUAAAUUCAUCCAACCUUCUCCGUUAGCAGAGAUUCGCCCGCUGAUGAAAGCUAAAAGGAAAAAGGUAACUAGGCCUCAACCCAAGAUGACACCUUGCCUGACUCUGGACGGCUUCCUCGAGUGAAGGACGACGCCGGUUUGUGCUGCUCCGGACCACAGAACCAGCACCAAACAGGACUCUGAUCAAGACUUCCUUUCACAGCAGUGACUGACCUCGUGACGACAGUGGAUGCUGAGCAUGUACCAGCAAACCUGCUGCAUAGAUUUCUUUUGUCUGUCGAUUUAAAAGCUUUGUGUCGGAGCGUUAGGGGCUCUGUGUGCGUGUGUGUGUGAGAGAAACCAACUUAUUUAUGGACCAUUCUCAUGUCAGUGCUCGUUGAUAUUCAAUAAUGCAUCUGUCCUCUAUGUUCUGGAAAAAUAGGUAUUAUUUUUCACUUAUUUAAAAUCCAUCCAACAUGUGGAUGUUUUUCCUCAAGGUAUUUUUUAGUUUCGAUGGUCCUGCCAGAUGUAAACCCAAUGCCGAUAAUAAACAAUAUAUUUUUUUUAUUAAGGAUUGUGUGGGGUCUACAAACUAUUCCCUCUUGACUGUGAUUUCAUCCACAAAUAUUCCACUGAGGUGUGCUCCCUGCAGAGGGCAGUAUACGCUGUGUUAUACGCAGUGUUUUCAUGCAAACAUGAAGCUCAGGACUGGACUGUGCCACUAGAGCAGGAAACCUUCAAGGGAAAUGUCAUGUCAAAAGAACCUUCAGUAAAACCUGAGUUGUACACAGAGAUGAAGUAACAAAGUACACUGCAAAAUCUCAUUAUAUGAAAUGUGUGUCCAGGAAUCAUUAGAGGACCUUAAGUGGCAAAACAUUGAAAAGCUUUUAGAUGUGUGAAACACUGUAUAAAAGUAGCAUGUAGAGCAGGAUCCUGCUCUGAAUCACUUCUAUCCUGUUUGCACUCGUGGAUUUACAGCUAACAGAUGGAAACCUGCGUUUACCUUUUGUAAUUGCAUACACAGCACUAAUUAAAGUGAAGCACU
Pungitius pungitius (ninespine stickleback) is the source of this 2432-nucleotide messenger RNA. RefSeq names its product TRAF-interacting protein (gene traip). The coding region runs from base 183 to 1532 and encodes 449 amino acids. The record is from RefSeq and is a predicted model, not a curated record. Lineage: Eukaryota; Metazoa; Chordata; Actinopteri; Perciformes; Gasterosteidae. Gene Ontology annotation, biological process: protein ubiquitination; replication fork processing. Gene Ontology annotation, molecular function: ubiquitin protein ligase activity. The transcript has 16 exons. Gene Ontology annotation, cellular component: site of DNA damage; nucleus.